AUGCAUACGUGUUGCAAUUUGACGAUUAAUGAGGAUGUUCAAAUAAGAGCACAUACUGGGAACGAUUGUUUUUUAUAUGAUUUACCGGAUGGUUCAAACGGUACCACAGCUGAGGAACUGGAAAAGGAAGACAAAGAAGGAUAUACAUUAUUAAAGGAUAUGAAUAAAGUACCGGAACAAUUUGCCGAUUUUUCUGGUUAUCGCCUCAGGCUUUAUUUACUACGUAAAAAGGAACAGUCACAGUUUGUGGUAAAGGGUGUCGAACGAAACGAGGUUGGCUAUCGGGUGACCAUUUGUAGUAUACAAUGCCAGAAUGAUACUGAAAAGGUUGAAAAGGUGGCCCAUGACGAAGGAAAUGUAGAUUUGGGUAGAAAAGAACCAGUUAUUAGUGAUAAUACUCUGAAUCAAAUCAAGUUUGCAUUACGAAAUUUGACCGAUGAUGGACAGUGGUUGAUUGCUCACUGGGCUGAAUGGUCUUACAAGAAAUGGUCAGAAUGGAGUACAGAACGGAAGAUUGAAUUUAAUGAUUUAGAUGGGACGAAAGAAAGAGGUCAUCGGUAUCGUAUUCAUCAGACCAGCAGAAGCAAUGAAAUUAAAACUGUUACUGGAACAGGUCAACAAAAAUCAGAAAGUAUCAAAACAUCCAUUCAUGGACGAAGGAAGGAACAUCAUCAAGUUCAUAAAAAGAAAGAUUCUAGUGAUUGUGAUGAUAGCGAAUACUAUAAUGAUGAAGAAAUAGGCAAAAGCGUUGUUAGCCAAGACAAAGAAAAGCUAAAAGAACAUUUUGGAAAAUUUGGUGGUAGCGGUAGUAAAAAAGAGUUAAAAAGGGAAAAACAAAAUUUUGCUGAAGGAGAAAAGGUGGAAUUAAUUGCUACCGGAGAAAUUGGGAAUCAAACGAAAGGCACUUUCAACGAAACGGAAGCAGGUAACAUGGUUAAUUUCGAGAUUCAAACAAAUCAUACAAUAACCUCUUCUCAUAUUCCAACCACAAAAAAGGAUCGAGGUCGUAGUGCUCAUGACACCGUUGGGGUUACGACAACGGCAAAAAACAAAAAGGAAGAUCAUUCAAAUGCAAAGAAGGGAGGACAUGUGGAUGAUUUGAGGGGACAGAAACGAAAAAAAAGUGAAGUGGAAAAAGAUACAGCGAGAAAACCGAAAUCACUUAAAGAGAAAUCAACCGAGAAAAUGGUUUCAAAAAAAUUACGGGUAAAUGCGACAACUUCUAAUGAAAAUGGCACUUCAAAAGGACUUGAAAAGGAGCUUACUUUAAAGGAAAAAACUUCUGAUAAACAAGGAGAGAAGAAAAAUGAUGAAUUAAAAAAUAAAUUGAAAUCUGGAAGCAAACAAUCACCAAAAUCAGUAGUAAGUCCAGCUCGUAAAGGUGAAUUAGGUCACGAUCCAGUCGUACCUGUGGUAGGUGCUGGUCGUCAAGCUGAUGUCAUGCCGCCACCGAAUUGUUUCAGUGCCGAUACAAAAGUUUACACACAUAAUGGAGAAAAAACAAUGAAGGAAGUUUUAGUAGGCGAUUUUGUUCUCGUGCCGGUGAGUAAAAGUCAAUUGAGGUAUGAGCGAGUGGAGAUGUUCUAUCAUCGAGAACCGGAAACUCGGGCAAAAUUUGUAGUACUAGAGACGGAAUCAGGCCGAAAAUUGAGUUUAACGGAAUUACAUCUUCUUCCACUAGGUGAUUGCAAGAAGAUGCGUGAAAGUAUGACUGAUACUGCUGAUAUCGUAGAUCAAUGGCUUCGGAAGUCAAAGUUCGCACAUAAGGCACGCAUAGGUGAUUGUGUAUUCACAGUAACAUCAAAUCAUGAGUUACAAGUGGAUCGUAUCAUAAAGAUCGGCAGACAGUAUCUAAAAGGUAUCUAUUCACCGAUGACUGUAGAAGGAUCAAUUGUAGCAGAUGGUGUGCUUGCCUCAUGUUUCUCACAAGUGGAAAAUCAUUUCACCCAGAAAUUAGUCUAUGAUUUUUUUGUUUUCUUACAUCGGAUUUUCAGUCCAUUUAUGCAAUCAUUGGAUGAACCUAUUCAACAUUUACCUACUUUUAUUGAUUCCAUACAUCAUUUGGGUCGUUUUGCUCUUCCUUUCGUCAAAUAUUAA
Messenger RNA from Loa loa (African eye worm), 2097 nucleotides. RefSeq lists its product as hypothetical. Gene Ontology annotation, biological process: intein-mediated protein splicing; cell-cell signaling; protein autoprocessing. Bases 1 to 2097 code for a protein of 698 amino acids. Lineage: Eukaryota; Metazoa; Nematoda; Chromadorea; Rhabditida; Onchocercidae. The record is from RefSeq and is a predicted model, not a curated record. The transcript is spliced from 10 exons.